Messenger RNA from Corythoichthys intestinalis (scribbled pipefish), 5787 nucleotides. RefSeq lists its product as uncharacterized. The record is from RefSeq and is a predicted model, not a curated record. Bases 1524 to 2141 code for a protein of 205 amino acids. The transcript is spliced from 7 exons. NCBI's taxonomy places the organism in Eukaryota, Metazoa, Chordata, Actinopteri, Syngnathiformes, Syngnathidae.
GGCGCUUAGCUCGCCAUCUAGCUAGAAUGUCUUGGCGAGGCCAGCACAAUGACGUGUAAUACAUGUUUUUGGAUCGUUAUUUUGAGACUUAGUGGGUAUUUAGGGGUACGCAAAGUGUUAAUUCCAACCUAUGCGGAAAUUCGGGUGACGUCGCCAGUGUAGGAACGGUACUCGUUCGUAGCCCGGGGAUUACCAGUAUUAGUCUCAAUUCAUCCAAGUUUAUUCGGAUACGUUAUUAACAGGCAACUGCAUGUAAUGUGAGGAAAUGGGACUUGUACCGCCAUCUAGUGUCCCCUCGUAUGACUAUCGCGGUCAAAAUGGCAUUCAACGAAUAUCAAUAGAAUAAGACCCCUCUCGAAAAUGCCGCACGGCUGGAGCCGUCAAGCUCGUCGCUUGCACUUUGAACGAUACCAGCUGCUCGGACAAACUUCCUCGUCUCUUUAGCUCAACCGCAUUAGCUUAACUUGAGCUCACCUUGUUCGAUCGAGUGCGGCGCGUCCAUGUAGACAAAGUCGACUUUUUUCUUGAGGAGCUUUCUGAGGGCGCCCGUCUUCUCCCGGAACGAGGCGCCGUUCUGCCGGUAGCCGUGAAGGCACAAGACCCGCAGCGGCGCCAUGGCCGGUGUUCCGCUUACUGCUAACUACAAGCUGCUAGCCACUGGCUGCAAGUGCAGCCGGAAGUUACCUUCCUUUUCACGUAUCCGCGCUUGACUUGACUCCUCAUUACUUAUAUUUCCUACAGUUGAAAAUGGACAGGGAGGCGCCUUAAUACGAGAGUUUGCGUCAGUGAUUAAAAAAAAAUAAAAUAAAAAUGCCAUUAUUUUGGACGUCAACGAGUCUAGCUUUCCGGUUUCCUGCGCGCGUGCUGCAGUUCUCCGCGUGAGCACAAGAGGGCACCGAUCGCCCGCCUGCUCGUCGCAGCUGACCACCCCCUUCUGUAGUCUCCGACGGGUCCGUUGAGUGUUUGUUGAAAGUUGCGGCUGGUACCGAACGCGGUCAAGAUGUUCCGGAAGCCCGUUCGGCGGGUUUAGGGCGAGCCGGACGUGCGAGUCUGCCCGGGAGUCCCGCCUCGGCUGGGUAGAUCGAUCGGCGACCCCCGACUCGAGCCUCUAAAGUGCGUGCGGACGGACGUGACGGCAAAGUUGGAGCCGUCCUGCUGACUUUGGACCGACUUCUCGCGUCCCGAGCGACAUUUGACUAGGCUCUUUGACCCGCCGCCGUUAACAUUGGUUUUCAGAUGCCAGCGUCCUUACGGAUUUGGACUGACGCUCGGAAGCGUCGUCGGAUCGGAACCGGGUCGCCGUUGUUGUUGUUAUUUUUGGGGACGGAGGGCGAUGCGGUAGGAACGAGGCUCGAUCGUUGGCUUUUGGCGAGCGUCGGAGCGAGGCCCGCCGGUCGGGCUUCUAGCGGCCUCGAGUAGAGCUCGCGCGGCCGCCGGGGAGGCACGACGGACGGGCUCCCGGCGCCGCGCCGCGCCGCGCCCUCCCACUCUCCUCUUUGGGCCCCGGCCGGGCGAAUCGCCAGAUGGAGCGGAUGGAGGUGGACCAGUGCGCAGGCUCGUCCGCCGGGCCUUUACGGAGGUCCAUCAGCGCCCCCAUGAUUACGAGUGUCAGCGAGCGGAGCAGCGAGUGCAGUCCCGUCUACCCACUGCGCCAAAGACGAGUGUCCGUCAACUGCAACCGUCAGCCCCAGGACGACGACAUGGAGGCGUCGCCGGCGGGGAGCGGCGCGCACAGACUCAGGUGGGCGCCCCCUAGCUCCGCCCCCUUUCUGGACGUCCCGGCUUUCGCUCGCCCUCUGCGUUCCGGCGACCUCGCGAGCGGCCGGUGGCAGCGACGUCCUUUCCAGCGGUCGGGCUCGCGGGAGAGCGGAAUCACGCCCAACUCCUCGCCCGGUCUCACCAGGAGGUUCAGAGCCGCCGACGUCGGAUGGCCCGCGUCGACGCCGCUCAAGCGGAAAGGAGGGGCGGAGACGGACGGUCCGCCAAAGAAGCUUUUUGUGACCGGGGUGUCGGACCCCGCCGGCCAAAGUAGCUACGCGCUCAGCGCUUCGGCGGCAGACUCGGCCCGCGGAGGAAUCGCCGUCCAUCCGUCGUCGCCGUUCGCCGGGUUGACCCCGCCUCCUCUCGGACCGCCGCAAUGAAGUGGGCGGAGCCUACCCGGACCCGGCCGGCGGCCGUCUGCGGCGGGCUCGCCGACGUUUCCGGCUAGAAUUCCUGAUGCGCGGAACGUCGGCGGAUGCUCUGCGUCGCCGCUGACAAAAUAUUGACAUUGAGCACACGGCGACCACUUUUGACAGUGAAACGACGGAGAGGCGUCGACCAGCUUCCUACUGGUAAAACGGCUUUAUUUUCACAAAGGACCAUUGGUGGCCGUUGCCGUCCGAGAAGGAAGGAAGGAAGACUUGUACUCUCGCUUAGCGUGCGGCUAAUUCGGAUUUCUGGGAACUUGUGUCGACGCCGGCCGGCUACCAAGGUUUUCCGCCCAAAGACCGUCGCUUUCUCCGCCGGAGGGCGACGACUUUGCGUACGUAACGAGUGACUCGAUUGAGCGCGAGAAGAGGGGGUGGGGAGGAAAAAUGGAAAGAAAAAACGCUUUGUGAGAAAUGAACUUUUUAUGGAAGCUUUUGAAAAUAAAAUCAGGUAAAGGUGGUGGAUGACUCGGUCCUCACGCGAGCCCACGGACCCGUCGUAGGGCGAUCAGCGAGAGAGCAGCGGGAGGUCUCCCGGGCUCAUGAUGAGACUGGGGUCCAGGUUGAGGUUCUCUGAAGACAAAGGUCAGCAGUUAGAAGGAGUCCGCCGGCGGGUGGCUCACUCGGCGCUCACCUUGGUCAAAGUUGAGCUUCUUCCCCAGUCCGUCCAUGUCCACCAGGUCGCUGUUGACGUCCGAGUCGUUGAGCGCGCUCAGCGUCACGUCUGGAGCCGCGACGGGUUAGAGCUUAGAUGCACGAAGAGGAGUUUUGACCGUCUCCCGGCAAAACCAUCCUCGCUAUCGACUCGGCGGCCGCCGUCGAUCCGUCCGACGCGGGAGGGCCGACGACGUUCUUGGGCCGCCGCUCUUCCGCUUCGUACGGAUCGGACGGCGACGAGCGAUAUACUUUCCAAUUCGCCGGAGAAGCGUGUCGGGACCUUUUACGUCCCCUACUAAAAUGGCCUCGGGCGAAGUCCGAGUCGUAACUAGUUUCUAUCUCAAAAGAGGAUUUUAUCGACAUCAAAGCAUCUGUCGACGUACAUUUGAAGUAGGGCGGCGUACGGACAAAGAGAAGGAGAAAGUAGCUUUUCUCCCUACCUGCGGUCUUCUGCUUUUUGACGGGCGGCGCCGAGGAAGCGCUCUGCAUCCCGCCGGCGGCGACCGGCGCCGCGGGGGCGACGGCUUUCUUGGCGCUCUUCUUGGGCGAGUCGGCAUUGAAGGGCACCCUGCUGUCCUCGUACAACUUCCUCUUCACGGUGCUCUUGAUCUGAGCGCUGCCGGGGGGCGGUAAAGACUUUGAGAUGCCGGCUAGAUAGCGGAGUAGAAAUGAGCGCGCGUACGUACACGGUGCGAUCUUUGAUGACGCCGCUGAUACUGUUGAGGUCGUCGCCGAAUCGUCGCACGGCCAAGCGCAGCAUCUCAAUCUCCGUCUCGGUCCAUUUAGCCCUGAAGAAGACGAGCGUUUAGCGGCCCGCCUCGUCUUAGGGGUCUUUUGACUUGGGAAGUCAACGACGCUCGACGUCCGAUCGUCCCGCCGCGAAUUUAAAGGAGCUCGUCGAUCGUAGACGUCCGAUCCGUUCGAGGCGGGAAGCCCGGCGCCCAACCGACCCGCGUUCGAGGGGAUCGGACGUCGACGAGCUUCCCCUAAAUUGUCUAUCGCCGUCGGCGGAGACCGUCAAUGAGUUAACGGGCGUUUGAUUUCAAUUCCCCUUUAGUUUUGAGAACAUUUUCAAACGUAUUUGUAAAUUUGAAGAAUCUAAAAUGGUAAAGUUGCCGAAAAUAUGUGAAAACUAUGUGCCUCCCUUCAUCCAAAAACAAAAAAGGCAAACACUGAUCAAUCCAUCCGAAAUGCUUCUCCGUUUCUCUUUUUUGGGCGGUUGCCGAGCCCGGGCCUACAGCUGACAACCAAAUAGCGUACCGCACGAACGCCAUUUUUGGACCGUGACGUCGCAUCGUAAAGCGGAAGUGGGACGUUAUAGACCCGCCCUCACGUAGAAACAAUGUUAUUUAUGCUACUUUUCUCCGGGAAUCUUUCAAAAAAAUAACAUGCCGAUCAAACGCUGCUGCUAUGGAACUCGUUGAAACAACUCUAGACAUUACGACACGUGAAGGAUGUUUUCUUCAUAUGUUUCCCGAAACCAAAAACUGUGAAGAAUCAACUUGCGCAAACGUUUACCAGCUUGGUGAAGCCAGGGUGAAGCUGUUCAAAUUGCAUAUGCGGUAAACAUUUUGUUGGGUUGGCAUGCUCCUUCAGAGGACAGAGAGGUAAGCUGUUUUGAUAUUUAAACUUAUUUUUUUAGCGUGGCGUUGUGCCGUGCUGCUUCUGUCUGACUAUGAAUGACCUGAAAAGAAUUGGCAUCUGACCUCCACUGUUACCUUUUCUGUUGUAAAAAAAACCCCCACAACUUCAGUAAGAGGGAAGUGUAAAUAAAUUAUAGAAUUCAGCUUUUUUAUUCAUGAAAAAAUGUAAUGUGUUUGUUGACUGUCACUGAGUAGCAAUUGCGAUCGCUAUGCAAAAAUAUCAAUGUAAAUUGUCCAAAAGAACGGUCAGAGACGUAAGACAACCAGAGGGUAUAAGAAAAACUGGGCAUGUGGUGGUAAAGGAUAGAUUGUUGAAACAGGAUCAUGUCAUUGUCAGUCGUUUAAGAAAAUGUGUCGAUUAAAAAGCUUAGGUCGGCUGUUUUUUUUUUUUUUUCCCCAGCCCUCGACACUCUUUAACUGAACAUUUGUAUGUUCUUCCACAUCUUUACCAGUGAAUUUGGCACCAUCCUUUUCGGACCGAAUUGGUAGGUUUAGCUCAGGGGUUCCCAAACGUUUCCACAUCGGGCCGCUGUGGGUGCUGGAUUUUUUUCCAACAAAACAGGACGACACGUGUACCAAUCUGGUGUUUUCCCAGUGUAAUCAGUUGAUUGUAGUCAGGUGCUGCUUGUUUUAGCCGAAACCUCAUUGGUUAAACGGUCUGUGCUCGAUCGGUAAGAACAAAAACCAGGACCCACAGGGGUUUUUGAGGAACCACUAGUUAGCUUUAGCUCUGUAAACAUCUCCUUCGUACACGUUUUAAUUUGAUUUCCUACUGGGGGGCAAAUGGUCACGUGUCCCCCCACCCCUUAGCAACAGUAGCUACCGUCAUGAAUAUUAAUGAGCGGAAGUGACUUGUAGCGUGCGGUACGCCAUUGAUCUUGGCUCACCCGGCGGGGCUGCUGUCCGACACCGGGUGCAGCUGCAUAGUCAGCUCGCCCAGUUUGCUGAAAGCCGCGCCGGCCGCCGAGAAGAUCUCGCCCACCUGUUAAAUAACGCCGGCCGGGCCGGGCCGGGCCGGGCAGUUAUCUAUCGAGCCUCACCCUUCCAUUUUCGACGUCGUCGUUUACCUUAGCGGAAGCUGACGUCAUGUCGAAAGGGCUCCCGUUUGUGCUCGUUGACAACAAAAAGCCCGGUGUGGCUAACACAGCUGGCCUAGGUGGUGCUAGCCGGCGUUAGCAGUUUGUUGUUAGCCGACCGGUUUCCAUCGAUAGGAGCGUUGCAGAAAACUCCAAGUUGACUUAGUACCUUGAGCUGAGCGAAAAGACUCCCCACGAAUACAAUCCAAAGUCAAAAACAAA